This is a messenger RNA of Coregonus sp. 'balchen', 2831 nucleotides long. The record is from the annotation of a GenBank genome assembly. NCBI's taxonomy places the organism in Eukaryota, Metazoa, Chordata, Actinopteri, Salmoniformes, Salmonidae.
AUGAGGUUUCUGUGCGUAGUUCUGCUGGUCGCCGGCAGCGUGUUUGCCGAUGACGACGACAAGAAGGAAAGCGUUGGGACAGUGGUUGGAAUCGACUUGGGGACUACCUAUUCCUGGUAAGCAUUCAUUUAGUAAUGAAUGGCGAAUUAAUCUUUAGUCUCAUAUGCUCAAUAAUUUGGCUAAAUGAAUAGCAUAUCAUGUCUUAAAGUGAUGUGGUUGAUACUUUCCAUGCUUAACGCUCAUCCAUACGCUUAUCCUUUCCAGUGUUGGUGUGUUCAAGAAUGGCCGUGUUGAGAUCAUUGCAAACGACCAGGGAAACCGCAUCACCCCAUCGUAUGUGGCCUUCACCGCUGAGGGGGAGCGUCUGAUCGGUGACGCCGCCAAGAACCAGCUCACCUCCAACCCGGAGAACACAGUCUUUGAUGCCAAGAGACUGAUUGGCCGAGCCUGGACUGAUUCCGCUGUGCAGCAUGACAUCAAGUACUUCCCCUUCAAGGUGAGCCCGUACACACUCCUGCCUGAUAGCCUGAACACUGUCACUAUGCAAAUCAAUUAGUACUUAUUCAGCAUAUAACUAUGCUGAAGUGGUUCUGAAAUUGUUUUUAGAGAUGUUUAAUAAUAGCUACUUUAAUCCACUAGGUUAUCGAGAAGAAGAGCAAGCCCCAUAUUCAGGUGGACAUUGGUGGUGGUCAGCUCAAGACCUUUGCUCCAGAGGAGAUCUCUGCCAUGGUUCUCACCAAGAUGAAGGAAACCGCUGAGGCUUACCUGGGAAAGAAGGUCACACAUGCUGUGGUCACUGUACCCGCCUACUUCAAUGAUGCCCAGCGCCAGGCCACCAAGGAUGCUGGAGUCAUCGCCGGCCUGAACGUCAUGAGGAUCAUCAACGAGCCGUAAGUGUAUCAUCUUCACAAUGAAGGAACUGAACUAACAUUAGACUGACUAGACCAAUAUUGAUUUAAAUCACAGAAAAUAUUUGCCAAGACCAUGCUGGUAACAUCUGUUCCACUCUUUGUAUGCCAGAACCGCAGCGGCCAUCGCCUACGGCCUGGACAAGAAGGACGGUGAGAAGAACAUCCUGGUGUUCGACCUGGGCGGCGGUACCUUCGACGUGUCCCUCCUGACCAUCGACAAUGGUGUGUUUGAAGUGGUGGCCACCAAUGGAGACACCCACCUGGGAGGAGAGGACUUUGACCAGCGUGUCAUGGAGCACUUCAUCAAGCUGUACAAGAAGAAGACCGGCAAGGACGUGCGCAAGGAUAACCGUGCCGUACAGAAGCUGCGUCGUGAGGUGGAGAAGGCCAAGAGAGGCCUGUCUGCCCAGCACCAGGCUCGCAUCGAGAUCGAGUCCUUCUUCGAUGGAGAGGACUUCUCAGAGACCCUGACCCGUGCCAAGUUUGAGGAGCUCAACAUGGUGAGUUAGUCCUCAUAGUGACAUCACGUACCACAGUCAGACCCUGCUGGCCCAUUGACCUUGGAAUAUCCAACUCAAAUUAUCACAUUCAUGUUCCACUUAGUUGAACCUCAUUCAUUUGUAAUUUUAUAAUUUGUCUUUCAGGACCUGUUCCGUUCCACCAUGAAGCCUGUGCAGAAGGUGAUGGAGGACUCUGACCUGAAGAAGACCGACAUUGACGAGAUCGUCCUGGUGGGCGGCUCCACUCGUAUCCCCAAGGUCCAGCAGCUGGUGAAAGAGUUCUUCAACGGCAAGGAGCCCUCCAGGGGCAUCAACCCUGACGAGGCUGUGGCCUACGGCGCUGCCGUGCAGGCUGGAGUGCUGUCUGGAGAGGAGGACACAGGUUGGUCUUGGUCAAUGUGCUCACGCCAUGCACUUCAUACACUAUGCUCAGUUCAGGCUGAGGUAUCUUCACAUUUCAUGAAUUAUUUUUACAUAAGGAAAUGUAGGCUAGAUGUGGGUCCAAAUAUGUAUAUCAUAGCAGUUACAUUUUCUAUCACAACUAAUGGUUUACUGUCUUGUCCAUCAGGUGACCUCGUUCUUCUUGAUGUGUGUCCCCUGACCCUGGGUAUUGAGACUGUGGGAGGAGUCAUGACCAAGCUGAUCCCCAGAAACACUGUGGUGCCAACCAAGAAGUCCCAGAUCUUCUCCACUGCCUCCGACAACCAGCCCACCGUCACCAUCAAAGUUUACGAGGGUAAGCGCCUUUGAUUCAUCACUGCCCCUUGUAGCUGCAUCCACAAAUGAUGCCGUGGCAUUUUACACAACUUUGGAUCUGGUUCUAAUUUUCUACUUCCCUCUUCCUCCAGGUGAGCGUCCCCUGACCAAAGACAACCACCUGCUGGGAACCUUCGACCUGACUGGCAUCCCCCCCGCACCCCGAGGUGUGCCCCAGAUCGAGGUCACCUUCGAGAUUGAUGUCAACGGUAUCCUGCGCGUCACAGCCGAGGACAAGGGAACGGGCAACAAGAACAAGAUCACCAUCACCAACGACCAGAACCGUCUGACGCCUGAGGACAUCGAGCGCAUGGUCAACGACGCCGAGCGCUUUGCCGACGAGGACAAGAAGUUGAAGGAGCGCAUUGAUUCCCGCAAUGAGCUUGAAAGUUACGCCUACUCGCUCAAGAAUCAGAUCGGUGACAAGGAGAAGCUGGGUGGCAAGCUCUCUGCCGAGGACAAGGAAGCCAUAGAGAAAGCAGUAGAGGAGAAGAUUGAGUGGAUGGAGUCUCACCAAGACGCUGAGCUGGAGGACUUCCAGGCCAAGAAAAAGGAGCUGGAAGAGGUGGUGCAGCCCAUCGUCAGCAAGCUUUACGGAAGUGCAGGCGGACCCCCUCCCGAGGGAGAGGCAGAGGCAGAUCAGGAUGAAAAGGACGAGUUGUAA